Molecule: messenger RNA, 2051 nt
Organism: Brassica oleracea var. oleracea
Lineage: Eukaryota; Viridiplantae; Streptophyta; Magnoliopsida; Brassicales; Brassicaceae
Product: probable receptor-like serine/threonine-protein kinase At5g57670
Biological process (GO): protein phosphorylation
Molecular function (GO): protein kinase activity; ATP binding
Source: RefSeq, a predicted model, not a curated record
UUUCCAAAAAAUCUCAGCUCUCACCGACACUUUCGUAAUUCGAUUGAUUUAUAUACCGGGAUAAACUCUAUCAUCUCUUUUAUGAAAUAACCAUAAGUAUGGUAUAGAAGAUGAUGAUCAACAAUUACGUCUGAGAAAAUUCAAGUCCUUUAAUGUGUAAGAUUUUUAAAAGAAAUAUAGGUCAAUCUUAUAUUAGUCGUAUAGCAGGUUCAAAAUGCUGACGGCAGAUUUCGAUUUUUAUUACUAAAAGACCAAAUUUAAUAAUACAUGCAAAUAGUUUUUGGUAACACUAUCUUGUCCCAUUCUGCUCUACUUUAUCUUUUCAAAUCUAUCUAAUGUUUUUAGUUUGUUUUGUUUCCUCUGUUUGAUAAGCUCGUAUAUGUCUUCUCCAAAAUAAAUUUGCUAGAGGACAUUUUGUUUGAACGAUAUCAGAAUCUUAUGUGGUAAAAGGAAGUUCAGUUCAGUUCACAAGGUUGCUGUCGUUGGAAUCAAGAUUUCAAGAAGACUAAGGAUUGGUUGCACAUCGAUUGCAAAAUUCUGCGUGAAAAAAAAACUGCCUCCAUGGCCAUCACUAACGACGAUCUGGCUAACAACGAAGAAGUCUUGAAGAUAAGUGAAGAAAAGAGAAAGAUUUCAAGAAGAUCGGUUUCACUUCCAUCCACAGACAUAUUAUUAGACGAGAAACCAGGUUGGCCUUUUCUCAAAAUAGCACAAGCUCACCGUUGCCUCACACGGAAUGUCUCAGUGGUCAACUGGGUCAUGAGCUUACCUGACCGGUUUCCAGAUCAUCAACAGAAUCUAAACUCUGAGACAAAAUUUGUAGAGAAACAACUUAAGGACAUAUUGAAAGACAAGAACAAAUGGUUUAGCUACAAUGUUCUAAAGACAGCAACAUCAGAUUUCUCUCAAGAAAAUCUGAUUGGGAAAGGAGGGUCCAAUGAAGUGUACAGAGGGGUUCUCAAAGAUGGAAAAGGCAUUGCAGUGAAAAUCUUGAAAUCAUCAUCUAAAGAAGCUAUGACAAAUUUUGUUCAUGAGAUCGAUAUUAUCUCUUCUUUGAGUCACAAAAACAUCUCAGAGCUACUUGGUGUUUGCGUCCAAGACAAUGAUCUAAUCUCUGUUUACAACCUUUCAUCCAAAGGAAGUUUAGAGAAAAGUCUUCACGGUAAACAAAAAGAAAAGCAUGUACUGUCAUGGGAGGAGAGGUUCAAUAUAGCAAUCCGCUUAGCAGAAGCGUUAGAUUAUAUUCAUAACCAAUGUUCUAAGCCAGUGAUUCAUAGAGAUGUCAAGACUUCAAAUGUUCUUCUCUCAGAUGAGCUCCAACCUCAGCUGUCAGACUUUGGGCUGUCCAUGUGGGGACCUACCACAUCGACUAGAUAUUCGAUACAAGGUGACGUGGUUGGCACGUUUGGAUACCUUGCGCCAGAGUAUUUCAUGUACGGAAAAGUCAGUGACAAAGUCGACGUUUACGCCUUUGGAGUGGUUCUGCUUGAACUCAUAUCAGGAAGAGAUCCCAUUUCGCCUGAGAAUCCAAAAGGAGAAGAGAGCUUGGUCAUGUGGGCAAAGCCGUUGAUUGAGACUGGAAAUGAAAAUGAGCUGUUGGAUCCAGACGUAACAGAGAUAUCUGACGAAACUGAGUUUCAUAGAAUGGUUCUUGCUGCUACACAUUGUCUCACAAGAUCAGCCACACAUCGUCCCAGUAUUAAACAAACACUGAGGCUACUAAGAGGUGUAGACGACGUCGAGAAAUGGUCCAAACGGAUUAACGAAGAAGAAAACGGAGAUUGCUUCGAUGACGAGGUUUACCCGAAUACAAGGGCAGAAUUACACUUGAGCCUUGCGAUGAUGCUUGAGGUUGAAGACGAUGAAUCUGUAUCAAUCAGUCCCAUGGACAGAAGUAACAACAGCCUUUUCUCUUCUUGUUGUUCAUCUAGGGAACUUCAACCUUGCUUUUAGUGGAGUUUAUCUUAUAAUGUUUUUUGUUAUUUUUACAUAUUAUGAAAAAUAACAAAAGCAAAACCGAACUAUAGCUUUUAUUGUUCUCGGAAUGCGAC